ACACGUAGCAAAAACAAAGAAGCAAUGGUAGUCCUGUCGAAGCCUGCAGCAAUUGAACACUACUCUUUCAUCAGAAACUGCAUGCCGGCCACAUUACAUUCAGGAAUUCCAUUGAUAGACCUCUCCAAACCCGACUCCAAGCACCUCAUCGUCAAGGCCUGCGAGGAGUUUGGAUUCUUCAAGGUCAUCAACCAUGGCGUGCCACUGGAGUUCAUCACUGACUUGGAAUCUCAAGCUGUCAAAUUCUUUUCCUUGCCACUUUCAGAGAAGGAAAAGGCUGGGCCUCCUGCUCCAUCCGGCUACUGUAACAAGCGAAUUGGACUCAACGGCGACGUUGGUUGGGUCGAAUACCUUCUCUUCACAACCAACUCAUGCUCGAGCUCACAGAGAUUCACCUCUGUUUUCGGAGACAGCUCGGAAAAGUUUCGUUCUGCUUUGAAUGACUAUAUAUCAGCUGUGAGGAAGAUGGCCUGCGAGAUUCUUGAAUUAAUGGCUGAUGGGUUGAUGAUUCAAACGAGAAGUGUGUUCAGUAAGCUUUUGAUGGACGAACAGAGUGACUCUGUUUUCAGGCUAAAUCACUACCCUCCAUGCCCAGAGCUUCAGGCUUUGAAAGGCAGGAAUAUGAUUGGAUUUGGAGAGCACACUGACCCACAAAUCAUUUCUGUGCUGAGAUCCAACAACACAUCUGGCCUCCAAAUUUCAUUAAGAGAUGGGAAUUGGAUUUCUGUCCCACCUGAUCAGAACUCAUUCUUCAUCAAUGUUGGUGAUUCUUUACAGGUUAUGACAAAUGGGAGGUUCCAAAGUGUGAGGCACAGGGUUUUGGCAAACAGCUUGAAAUCAAGAGUUUCAAUGAUUUACUUUGGUGGACCACCUUUGAGUGAGAAAAUUGCUCCUUUACCCUCACUCAUGGAAGGAGAAACAAGUUUGUACAAAGAGUUUACAUGGUUUGAGUAUAAAAGAUCUGCUUACAAUUCUAAAUUGGCAGAUAAUAGGCUUGAGCACUUUGAGAAAAUUGCAGCCUCAUAAAUGUAUAAUUAUUAAAAAUAGGUUUAAAGACAGGAGAUCACAAAUUUCCCAUAGAUGGAUUACUCUGUUUUUCUUUCUUUCUUUCUUUCUUUCUUGCUUUUUUCUUUUUCUGUGUUCUGUUUCCUCUGCUACAAACUUCAUGUAAUUACCUCUC
Corylus avellana is the source of this 1180-nucleotide messenger RNA. Its product is annotated as gibberellin 2-beta-dioxygenase 1-like. The record is from RefSeq and is a predicted model, not a curated record. Lineage: Eukaryota; Viridiplantae; Streptophyta; Magnoliopsida; Fagales; Betulaceae.